UUAUAUUGACGGUGCUAUACUUGUUUACGAUAUUUCUCAGACCGAUGGAUUAGGGGAAAUAAUUAAACUUUCACGUGAAUAUACUGACACCGAUAGCAAUUAUGUAACUAAUAAAAUUCCUAUUAUGAUCAUUGCAAACAAAUGGGACAUAAAUAAGCAGAAAAGUGAAAAAGAUAUUUUAAAAGAAGUCAAGAAUUCUGUUGGAGAAGAAUUUUUGUGUAAUAUAACCUCAAUAAACGAAAAAACUAGUACUAGUAUCAAAGAAAUCCUAAAAAAAUGCAUAUCUGGGCUUUUGGACCUUAAAGAAAUCAAUGAUCUAAACGAAUUAACUUUCCUAAGCAACAAAUUUAAGCCCAUGAUGCAACAUGCAGCACGAUUGUAUUUAUAUAGGAUCCCCCCAAAAAUUAUCAAUAGUAGUCGAAAACAGCUAAAAGUACUGAAUGAAGGAAUGGAUGGAAUAAAAUCAUUUUUAUCACUAGAAGUGAGUGUAAAUUCAAUAUUAUUAAACAUAUUUGGUGAUUUCAUAAUAAAUGGUACAUUAAUCAGAUACGUUUAUGAAUUGUUAGAUG
Cetraspora pellucida is the source of this 569-nucleotide messenger RNA. The record is from the annotation of a GenBank genome assembly. NCBI's taxonomy places the organism in Eukaryota, Fungi, Glomeromycota, Glomeromycetes, Diversisporales, Gigasporaceae.